UCUGCAGGCUGCCUGCAGGCACACGGAUGGUGGCCGCCCCGACCCGUGAGGGACAGCAGGCUGCUCCAUGGCAGCCGUGAUAAGGACGGGACCUCCCAGCGCUGCUUCAGAUCCUCCCUCGCUCCCAGCGCAGCCUUGAAUCCGCCGUCAUGAACGGGCUGUCGAUCAGCCAGCUCUGCUGCCUCUUCUGCUGCCCUCCCUGCCCCAGCCGCAUCGCCGCCAAGCUGGCCUUCCUCCCCCCAGAGCCCACCUACGCCGUGGUCCCCGAGCCGGAGCCCAUCGGCAGCACCAGCACCGGAUCCCUCCGAGGCGGCGCUGCGGGGAGGUGGAAGCUGCAUUUGAAGGACCGGGCGGAUUUCCAGUACUCCCAACGAGAGCUGGACAACAUCGAGGUGUUUAUCACCAAAAGCAGCCGAGGGAACCGCAUCGGCUGCAUGUACGUCCGCUGUGUGCCAGGAGCCAGGUACACGCUGCUCUUCUCCCACGGCAACGCAGUGGACCUGGGGCAGAUGAGCAGCUUCUACAUCGGGUUGGGCACGCGCAUCAACUGCAACAUCUUCUCCUACGAUUACUCGGGUUACGGCGCCAGCACGGGGAAACCCUCCGAGAGGAACCUCUACUCCGACAUCGACGCGGCGUGGCAGGCGCUGCGGACGCGGUAUGGGAUCAGCCCGGAGAACAUCAUUUUGUAUGGACAGAGCAUUGGCACAGUGCCCACCGUUGACCUGGCGUCCCGCUAUGAGUGCGCUGCCAUCGUGCUCCACUCCCCGCUCACCUCCGGCAUGAGAGUCGCCUUCCCUGAGACCAAGAAGACCUACUGGUUUGAUGCCUUCCCCAACAUUGAGAAGAUCUCCAAAAUCACCUCUCCUGUCCUCAUCAUCCAUGGCACCGAGGAUGAAGUCAUCGACUUCUCCCACGGCCUGGCUCUCUUUGAACGCUGUCCCAAAGCUGUGGAGCCGCUGUGGGUGGAUGGGGCCGGGCACAAUGACAUUGAACUCUACAGCCAGUACCUCGAGCGCCUUCGGAAAUUCAUCUCCCAGGAGCUGGCCAGCCAACGCAACUAGCUGGAGGAUGGGGCAGGGUGGGGGGCUGUCGCGUGUUCGUCCAGCUCUCCCAGCGCUCCCAGUCCCUGCUGCUGGAGGCACGGUGGGUUUCUACAGCCCCAGCCUCGGGAGCCUUGAGCGGACAGUGCGUUUCCUCUGGGGUGCAGCACAGCUCUCCUGCCUCCCUGCGUCACCCGGUGCUGCUGGCAUCACAGCUGGGCAGGCUGGAGAGGGCAGCUCGCUCCUCCUUCCCCGCUGAGCAGAGCGGAGCCCCUCCUGAUGGUGAAUCUUCAGCUUCGGACACGUCCUCAUCCCCUCUUCUGAAACAGUGAACUGUUGAAUUCCUCCCGGCUGCUCUGCUGCUCCUACUGUAGCAAUAAGGCGAGUUGGGCUGGGAGCAGCCGCAGGAUGAGCCUGUCCCUGGUGUCACUGCGUGGCGGAGGAGGGCGCAGCUCCUUCUGUGCUGGUUGCAGCAGAUGCCUGCUGCUGCUCCCUGCCUGGGGCAGAGCUGUGGCCCCAUAGGGGGGGAUUGAGGAUGCGUGGAGGAGAUGCCCCCCACCUCACAGCCCUCUGCUCAGCCCCGCUCUGCCUUCUUGGAACACUCCCCGUGUUCAGGUCCUUUCUGUGACACUCCUUCCCUCUCCGUCCCCUCAGAGCGGGGUGAGGAAACCAGGCACCAAAUAAAGAGCUGAGGUUUAGAGUUUUA
Messenger RNA from Centrocercus urophasianus (Greater sage-grouse), 1749 nucleotides. It is a transcript of the gene ABHD17A, whose product is annotated as abhydrolase domain containing 17A, depalmitoylase. Gene Ontology annotation, biological process: protein depalmitoylation. The transcript has 4 exons. The record is from RefSeq and is a predicted model, not a curated record. Bases 150 to 1064 code for a protein of 304 amino acids. Gene Ontology annotation, cellular component: plasma membrane; endosome membrane. Gene Ontology annotation, molecular function: palmitoyl-(protein) hydrolase activity. NCBI's taxonomy places the organism in Eukaryota, Metazoa, Chordata, Aves, Galliformes, Phasianidae.